CAAGAAAGAAUAAUCGUCCACGACAACCAGAGGACAGGAGAUGAAUUUUCCGUGGACAGAUAGAGCUCCUUCCAAACGGGCAACUACCGGCCACCCACUUCGGCACUUCGGCUAUCUCCUCCUUCCCUUCUCCGGUUCGAUCCAUCCAUCAUCUCCUACUGGCUACUAUCUCCAUCCCAUCCCAUCUCAACCCAUGGCGUUCUCCUCCGCGCUCCGCUCCUCUCCGCUAGCCGCCGCCGCCGCCCACGCGGCCUCCCCUCGCCAGCGGCUCUCCGUCGGCUCCCGUUGCCUUGCACGCGUCGUCAGCGGCUCCUCCAGGUCCAGCAGGGCCGCCGCGCGUGCGCUGUCGGUGCGGUGCGAGCAGAGCAGCAAGGGAGGCAGCGCCGUGGACGUGUGGGCUGGGCGGCUCGCCAUGAUGAGCUUCGCCACGGCCGUCGUCUCCGAGGUGUCCACCGGCAAGGGCCUCGUCGAGAACUUCGGCGUGGCAACGCCGGCGCCGGCACUGGCGCUGGUCGUGACGGCGCUCGUCGGCGGGCUCGCAGUCCUCUUCAUCGUCCGCUCCGGCGAGCAGCAAGACUGACUGCUAACCGGUGGACCCGUCGCGCCGUCAUAAUAGUGAACUUUGCUUGCAUGGUUCUGGAAAUUCAGGAAUUGAUUUUUCUCUAUGUUCGUGAUUACAUGUAAAUCGUUCCAGUUCAUGCAAAAAAUUAUAUUUUUUUCCUUUAUCAAGCUCGCAUCUCGGCCUGGCUACCAGCUGCUAGCGUAACUGGAUUUGAAUCGACGUACUCACUUUGUGCCUGCACGUUUAUCUGAAGAUCGAACGUGUGCUGCAACUGCAAGUCUGCAAUAACCCAUUUUGUUGUCCCUGGUCACGUAUAAGCCUAAUAUCUUCGGUGUUCUGUAAUAAACAUAAACUAUGCAAUAAAUUUUAGGCUAGAUGUGUGCAUUCAUGCUGCAGAGUUUCCUUUGUUUUUUUAUCAGGGCCGUAUAUAGGAUUUUGAGACCCUGGUCCGAAACGUAAAAUGUGGCCUUAAGAUUCAAAAACUUUGCAUAACCAAACUAUACUUUCGGUUCACUAUAUUACUAGACACAUUAUAUUUUACAAUACUCCUUAGAACAAUAUCAAAUCUUCAUGCUAAAAUAGUAAAGUUGUGACGAAGCAAUAAGUUGCUCAUGUUCUACCGAAAAGCAUCAUCAUUUUAGUAUUUUUUAAAAUGAAAUUGAAUAAUCAUGACAGGUCUCAUAUGAUGAAUGCGUACAAGAGAAAGAUAUUUGCCCUUUGCCCCUCUUCUCAUGGGCCUUUUUCUUUUUCUAUUUAAUGAGCCUUAAAAUUUAAUGUUAAUAAGUAUAGCUAAUCAGUAGUAGAAUUAAAUAUGGAGGCUCCUAAUUUUUGGUGGCUCUGAACAAGUGCACACCUUGCACCUGCCACUGUACAUGCUUGUUUUUUUAUUAGUCAAACUAUGGUCAAAGUUGUAUCUAAAAAUGAAGCAAGGAGGGGAAACCGAAAUACUGGUAACAGAAAAGAAAUAAGAACACCAAUUAAUACAGCUGCGUGCAAACCACCCACACCCCCCUCCCCCCCUCGGCCCCAUAUCGUGUUCCUUCUUGACCUGGCCAAGUUUGAAUUGGAAGUGUCGGUUAUAUUUCGUGUGCCAUCCUUUGUGGGUUAUAUAGAUGGCUCUCUUUUCUUAUCAAUGGAUCGAUACACAAAGUUUUUGUGUUUUCUGGAAGAAAAAAAAUAUCCACUCAAAAAAUUGCCCAAAUCCAUCAAAAUUUCGCUCAAAAUUUGAGAAAGAUCCAAGUCCAACGUUCUUCGGGGAAGAUGUCAAGAUGGCAAUGGCAUGGCAACAAGGAAGGAAGUUGCUGUCGACAUGUACACGAUCCAACAUCUUGAGCUCUGUAUUACACGCAACUUCACGCCUUAACCCAAUCCGUCUGGAGGUCAAAGCCGCGUGGCACGAAACCUAGAGUAGUCGAGGUCAACGGUCAACCAAACAAAGCCCACCGGCGAGGCGACCCUCUUCGUGAAGGGCUCCGAUUAUAAUCUGAACCCGCUCGUGAUCGCCGUCUCGCGAUUGUUCCCUGCUUGGCGUGGCCUGAUCGGAAUCGCAGGAGUGGGGUGGAGAAGAUGGACGGGGAGCAGGAGGCGCGGUGGGCGGCGGCGCAGGGGAUCGGCGUCGGCGAGGAGCUCGUCCCGGCGGCGCUGCGGCAGCUGGGGUUCCUCGCGGCCGUCGACCGCCGCCGGUGGCUCUACGAGGGCCCGCUGCUCCACAGGGCCAUACGCAGGUACAAGGCUUGCUGGCUUCCUCUUCUUGCCAAGCACCUUGAGGCUGCUGUUGUAGAUGGGCCUUUGGUCGUCCCUCUUGACUGCGAAUGGAUAUGGCACUGCCAUCGUCUUAAUCCGGUUCAAUACAUAAACGACUGCAAAAGAUUAUAUGGCAUAAUAUUAGACAAUAGGAAUGUCGAGUCCUCCAUUCAAGUAAAGUCCAAGGAUCAGUCUGAGAAAGUUUGGGCUGGGUUCUAUCCUAGGGAGCCCUUUGAGUUGGAGUACACAAGUCCUCCUGACGAUACCGUUUAUGCGAGCGAUGGAGCUGCAAGCGACAUUUCAUAUAAUUUGGUCUCAGCUGUUAAGAGACAGUCUUCUUUCUUCUACCAGGUUGGGACACCAAGCAUGCAUGAUCCCCGUUUUCUUGAAGAAGCUUUAGCUCGAUACAAAGGGUUUUUAUAUUUGAUCAAGGUAAAUCAGGAGAAAGGAACGAACCUCUUCCGAGUACCAACCUACGAUGUGGAUCUCAUGUGGCACACUCACCAACUGCAUCCAGUUACCUACUGCAAUGACAUGCUGAAUCUUCUUGGGAGAGUUCUGGAGCAUGAUGACACUGAUGAUGAUCGAGCUGUAGGAAAGAAACUCGACACUGGAUUUUCGGGGACCACUGAACAGUUCGAGAAUAGCUUUGGUGUGAGAUACUGGAAGGUUGGCGCUAUGUACCGUGGAAGCUUGGCAUCUCCUGUCACAUCCCUUCCUCAGAUAUUUAGUUGUGAGGAUGCAAAUGGUUUUGGUGUAACUAAAGCAGAGAAGCAUCUUACUAUUCUUGAAACAACAGUUCUGGAGUUAUACUUGCAAAUUGUGGAUAUCAAGAAACUGCCAUCUGCAAUUCCAGAGAAAAGUGUGUAUGUAUGGUUCACCAAGAGUCAACCAGAUGCGUUUAUUAGUGACGGUGGCAGGUUAGAUAUUUCAACGAACACAGGGAAGAGUAUCGGAGCUGGUUUCCAAUGCGAACCUACUGGUGAGCUCAUUCUGACAGUAAUGGUUGAUCAAGCUUAUCUUGCGGCGGCGGCAUUGAAGAAACCAAAACCAUUAGGGAAGGUUUUGAUCUCUCUUCAAGAUCUUACUCGGCUUGAUUCUAAGCUAUCCUUUGAGAAGUGGUUUGAGCUGGAACCUCAUGGUGGGCAUGCCGGUUCUCCUCCCAUCAGUCUCCGCGUUGCUGUAUCUUGUACUGUUCCUAGCCGUGCUCCGCAGGUGCUUAGCAUGAUCAGUGUGAAGCCUUUCUCUUUCAAGACAUGUUUAUUGCCACCAUCCUGCAAGGAUCAAAAGACGAGCUGGUGGACUCGUUUUGUGUAUGACUGUGGUACUGAACUUGUUCGUCUUCAAAUAAGGGACCACAAAACAAAGAAGGAUAAGGCUCUCAUUCAGGAAUUGGUUGGAGUAACAAAGUCAUCGAAAAACACUUUUCGGCUUGCAGAAUUGAAGGAAAAUAAAUGGUAUUUUAUUAACUCCAACUUAUCCAUCAACAAUGAUCUCAGACCGAGCCAGGAUGGCUGCAUACUCGAACUCAAAGGUGAUAACAAACUGAUCAAACUAUACGGGGGAAGGAGACUAGCAUAUGAACGCAAAUGCUGCAGUCAGCAUGCUGAGGAUACUGCAACAGUUACUGCUGUGAAGUUUUGUACUGAACACCCCUAUGGCAAAGCAGUCGCACUACUUGACACUGAAUCAGAAUUUAUCACGGUGGAUGAGGAUUGGUUUCUGCUUCCUUGGAUUAUAAUAUCAUUCUUGUUCCUGAAUGCCACUGGCAAAGACGGCGAGAAGCUCAUCAGAGGUACCAUGGUUGAGAAUGGUGCGACGUCUGAUCCUGACGCUAACAUGGUGUCGGAAACUGGGGCAGGUUGAGCAGUAGGAGCCACUGCUGGUCCGGCACGAUGCGACACUUGUGGCCCACCCUGUGAUGGUGACAUGAUCAUGGCAAGUGACAAGGCUGAUCGUGCUAUCUGUGACCACACGGUGGAUCACUGCAAGCGGCAAGGUUUGAGUUAAGGUCGUUGCAUGCGGUGGUUGAUGGAAAUCUGAUCGAACCGAGCUAGCUUAACAUGGAUCUCAGGCAAUAUCAAGCUAACCCUGAAAUAUGGAGAGAUAGCUACACCAACUGACGACUCUGCUUGUCGAGAUGGCCACAACCGUGUACGACUCGAUAUGUUGACGUAUACUCGUGUUCAGAGGAGAAAAGAGGUAACCAAUACCACCUGUGUCAACAUAUGGGUUAAUUAGUCCAUGAUGAUCUUGAGGAAGCCAACCAGGAGGUGUUGGGGCCAGGCCAGGAAAAUGUUGGAACAUAUCAGGCCUCCUAGUUGGUUCGUCGAGGAAACCUUGUGGCUACAGAGAACCCAGGAGACUUGUACCAUCUUGAUCACCGACCUUGUUCGCCUUCUUGGGAAAUUCGCUUGAGCUGAAGACUUUGUGCAUGCAGAAAUCACCAUGACAGUAUGAUUAUCUGUCCAGAACUUUGCUGAUGGCCAUCCGAUUUUAGGCCGUUCUUCAGGGGAUCGAUCGAGUCAAGACUUGGCUGUAAGCCUGGAAGGAAGCUGCUGUCUGUCGUGUGCGUACUGCUGCUGAUCCUCUGUACUACACAUAGCAGCUUGUACUAUUGUACUGCAGGCCGGGUUGCCCAAGGAGAGACGUCAGAUGCGUGCGUGCGUGCAUUGAGCCUGGUCAAGCAGUUGAGAUGCCCAGAAAUUGAAACGGCAUGAUUCACACAUCCAUUAUUGAAUAAUCCAGUUGCACUAGUUUUCUAAGCUUGCAAGCAAGCAAGAGCAAUCAUUCAGGUAGCAUGAUUGGUUUAUUUCUGCACAGUGUGGCUUAUUCUCUUCUCUUUUUUUCCUUAAUAAUUACCAUCAUUAGUACUUCACGGACUGCAGAAGCUCCUUAACGUGGAGCAGCAAGAUAACGCAUAUAUGUAAACCAGAACCAAGUGGACUAUU
This is a messenger RNA of Brachypodium distachyon (stiff brome), 5256 nucleotides long. RefSeq names its product glycine-rich domain-containing protein 2. The transcript is spliced from 9 exons. The record is from RefSeq and is a predicted model, not a curated record. NCBI's taxonomy places the organism in Eukaryota, Viridiplantae, Streptophyta, Magnoliopsida, Poales, Poaceae. Bases 2129 to 4171 code for a protein of 680 amino acids.